Molecule: messenger RNA, 1362 nt
Organism: Apaloderma vittatum (bar-tailed trogon)
Lineage: Eukaryota; Metazoa; Chordata; Aves; Trogoniformes; Trogonidae
Gene: GTF2A1L
Product: general transcription factor IIA, 1-like
Exons: 7
Biological process (GO): transcription initiation at RNA polymerase II promoter; transcription by RNA polymerase II
Cellular component (GO): transcription factor TFIIA complex
Source: RefSeq, a predicted model, not a curated record
ACUAAGCUAUACAAGUCCAUUAUCGAAGAUGUGAUUGAAGGUGUGCGGGAACUCUUUGCAGAAGAGGGUUUAGAGGAGCGGGUUCUGAAAGACUUGCAGCAGCUUUGGGAAACCAAGGUGAUGCAGUCUAAAGCAACAGAAGGCUUCUUCAGACAUAACCGCCAUUCUCCACAGUUUACCCUGCAGUUGCCGCACAAUUUUCACCACGUUCUGCAGGCUUCAGCAGCUUCUCUAGUGAUCCCAGCUGGCAGAGGUUUUCAGCACUUUGUGGCAGCAGACCUGGGCACUUCAGGAGCGAGUGCGACUCUUGCUCUCCCUUCAGGUAUUGCUUAUCCUGUACAUGUACCAGCUGGACUGACACUACGGACAGUGUCAGGGCAACUUUAUAAGGUGAACAUGCCCGUUAUGAUUACACGGGCCUUGGGAGAUACAAGUAUCUUGCAUCAUCCUGUGCAGCAGAUACUCCAGCCCUUUGGGCAGCCUUCAGUUCUGCAAGCCAACAUGGCCAGCGUUGCGCAGGCGAAUGCACCUUCUGCCCGGGCAGCUGCCAGAGCUUUGCAACGCCAGGAGACUUCUGCCCAGCAACAGCCUGUGGUGUUUCAGCCAAAUGUCAUGGAAAACAAACACUUGGGACACCCUGCCAAUCCUACAGUGGUCCAGCAGCCGUCUGUGAGUCAGCAGCAGUUUGCAACUGCUGCGGCGUUGAAUCAGUGUGCAGACUCGGCAGAAAAAUCCCAGCAGGGAGGUCUUCACGCAGCUGUGUUUGCUCCGGAAUCCUCUGAAGGGUUUUCUCCCGCUGAAUCCUUGGCAGGCGACGUGAGCAGCGUGCUGCUGGAUCUGGAGGGGCAGCUAGACGUGGAGCCUCAGGAGCUGGGGCAGCAGCAGGUGUCUGAUGAUAUCAUUGACCUUAUUAUUGCAGGCAAAGGUUUGGAGGAUAACGCUGCUCUGACAGAUCAGGGCAGCUCUGCUUCUGCUGACAAGAUGGAUCCUACUGAGCAGAUGGAAUCCAAUUUACGAUCAGAGAAGGAUGUCUGCAGUGACGUUGAAGGCAUAAUUCAGCUAGAUGGUACCGGUGAUGCUUCUCCCAAGGAAGAAAUCUCACAUACAAAAGAUGGAGAAGACAAUGAGUUCAUUGGCAUUAUUGAAUCAGAGGAUCUAAAAGUUCUGGAGGAUGAGGAAGACGAUGAUGAAGAGUGUGACAGUAUUUCAAACAUGGAGUCUAGCAGCAGCAGUAGUGAUAACGAAGAGCCCCAAGUAGAUAUUGUGGAGGAGGACCCUCUAAACUCUGGUGAUGAUGUCAGUGAACAGGACACUCCAGACUUGUUUGACACCGAUAAUGUGAUAGUUUGUCAGUAUGACAAG